Choloepus didactylus (southern two-toed sloth) is the source of this 1038-nucleotide messenger RNA. Its product is annotated as olfactory receptor 5W2-like. Gene Ontology annotation, biological process: sensory perception of smell; G protein-coupled receptor signaling pathway. The transcript has a single exon. The coding region runs from base 19 to 1038 and encodes 339 amino acids. The record is from RefSeq and is a predicted model, not a curated record. Lineage: Eukaryota; Metazoa; Chordata; Mammalia; Pilosa; Megalonychidae. Gene Ontology annotation, molecular function: olfactory receptor activity; odorant binding; G protein-coupled receptor activity. Gene Ontology annotation, cellular component: membrane.
AGUCAAGAGGAAAGUAGAAUGGACAGGGGAAAUUGUUCCUUCUUGACUGGAUUCCUUUUCUUGGGAAUAACUACUAACUCUGACAUCAAAGGGACCCUAUUCACCAUACUUCUAGUUGUUUAUCUCAUUAAUAUUCUGGCAAACUUUGGAAUGAUCAUUUUAAUUAUAAUGGAUUCCAGACUUCACACAUUGAUGUAUUUUUUCCUCAGCCACCUCUCCUUCUGUGACCUCUGCUAUUCCACAGCAAUUGGGCCCAAGAUGCUGGUGGACCUCUUUUCCAGGAACAAAUCAAUUUCCUUUUUUGGAUGUGCUUUGCAAUUUUUAGUCUUCUGUAUCUUUGCAGAUGCUGAGUGCCUGCUGCUGGCAGUGAUGGCCUUUGAUAGGUACAAGGCCAUUAGUGACCCCUUGCUCUAUACAGUCAACAUGUCCAGUAGGAUGUGCUCCAUACUCACGACUGGGGUUUACCUGAUGGGAAUGACUGAUGCUCUGACACAUACAAUAUUAGCAUCCCGCUUAUGUUUCUGUGAGUCAAGUGUGAUUGAUCAUUUCUUCUGUGACUUGUCUCCUCUUUACCUCCUUUCAUGUUCUGAAGUACAUGUCAAUGAACUAGUAUUAUUCACCAUUUUUGGCUUCAUUGAACUGAGUAGCAUUUCAGUAGUUCUUGCAUCUUAUCGUUAUAUCAUCCUAUCAGUUUUAAAGAUCCACUCUGCUGAGGGAAGAUUCAAGGCUUUCUCCACCUGCACUUCCCAUCUGAUUGCUGUAGCAAUUUUCCAGGUCACUAUGCUCUUCAUAUAUUUCAGACCCAGCUCUUCCGAUUCCUUAGAUCAAGACAAAAUGACUUCUUUAUUUUACACCAUUGUGAUUCCCAUGUUAAACCCCUUGAUUAAUAGCCUAAGGAAUAAAGAUGUGAAAGAAGCUUUGGAAAGACUGAAAAAUAAAAACUGGUUUUCAGUACUUAUAUUAAAUAAAUAUAUAUCUACAUGUAUGUAUGGGUAUAUAUUUGCAUAUUUAUUUGUCCUUGUUGAUUUCAUAAGAUGA